GCCGGGGAGCGGGGUGUCAGCGGAACUGUAGUGAAAGUUUGAAUCCACGCAGAGGCAGAAGUGAUCACUGGGUGCCGGGUCAUCCGGACAGAGACCUCAUGAAUGGAAAUCGGAACAACAGGAGCCGUUGGAGCCCAAGCCCUGUUUUCGUUGCCACGGCGACCGGGCUAUGGCACUAUUGGGAAGCCCAUCAAGCUGCUGGCCAACUGCUUCCAGGUGGAAAUCCCCAAAAUCGACGUCUACCUGUAUGAAGUGGACAUCAAACCGGACAAAUGUCCCCGCAGAGUCAACAGGGAGGUGGUGGACUCCAUGGUUCAGCAUUUCAAGGUGACCAUCUUCGGUGACCGUCUCCCGGUCUACGAUGGGAAGAAAAGCCUCUACACUGCUAACCCACUUCCUGUCGCCACUGCUGGGGUGGAUCUGGACGUCACCCUGCCAGGUGAAGGCGGGAAGGACCGCCCCUUUAAAGUCACCAUCAGAUUCGUGUCGUUGGUCAGCUGGCACAUGCUGCACGAAGUCCUGACAGGUCGUGGCGUGUCCGAACCGCUGGACCUGGAGAAACCCCUCAGCACCAACCCGGUUCACGCCGUGGACGUCGUCCUCCGACACCUCCCCUCCAUGAAGUACACACCUGUCGGACGGUCUUUCUUCUCCUCCCCGGAGGGCUACGACCACCCGCUGGGCGGAGGGAGAGAGGUUUGGUUUGGUUUCCAUCAGUCGGUGCGGCCGGCCAUGUGGAAGAUGAUGCUCAACAUCGAUGUGUCAGCCACAGCCUUUUAUAAAGCCCAGCCAGUCAUUCAGUUCAUGUGUGAGGUCCUGGACAUUCACAACAUUGACGAGCAGCCCCGCCCCCUCACCGACUCCCACAGGGUCAAGUUCACCAAAGAGAUCAAAGGUCUGAAGGUGGAAGUGACACACUGUGGAACGAUGCGUAGGAAGUACAGAGUCUGUAAUGUGACCCGGCGCCCUGCCAGCCUGCAGACAUUUCCGCUGCAGCUGGAGAACGGUCAGACGGUCGAACGCACCGUGGCGCAGUACUUCAGAGAGAAGUACAAUCUGCAGCUGAAGUAUCCACACCUGCCCUGUCUGCAGGUGGGACAGGAGCAGAAACACACCUACCUGCCCCUGGAGGUGUGCAACAUCGUAGCUGGACAGCGCUGCAUUAAAAAGCUAACGGAUAACCAGACGUCGACCAUGAUCAAAGCAACAGCGCGCUCUGCGCCCGACAGACAGGAGGAGAUCAGCCGGCUGGUGCGGAGUGCGAAUUACGAGGCCGACCCGUUCGUCCAGGAGUUUCAGUUCCGAGUGCGAGACGAGAUGGCUCAGGUGACGGGCCGCGUCCUGCCGGCCCCCAUGCUGCAGUAUGGCGGCAGGGUGAGCUCUGAACCAUUUAUGCCCCAGCAGAUCAACCCUGCACUGUCGUUGCAGAACCGCACGGUGGCCACGCCCAGCCACGGCGUGUGGGACAUGAGGGGGAAACAGUUUCACACCGGAGUGGAGAUCAAGAUGUGGGCCAUCGCCUGCUUCGCCACCCAGAGGCAGUGCAGGGAGGAGAUCCUCAAGAGCUUCACUGACCAGCUGCGGAAAAUCUCAAAGGAUGCUGGGAUGCCGAUCCAAGGUCAGCCGUGCUUCUGUAAAUACGCCCAGGGAGCCGACAGCGUGGAGCCCAUGUUCAGACACCUGAAGAACACCUACGCCGGGCUGCAGCUCAUCAUCGUAAUCCUGCCGGGGAAGACGCCCGUCUACGCGGAGGUGAAGCGGGUGGGGGACACCCUCCUGGGCAUGGCCACCCAGUGCGUCCAGGUGAAGAACGUAGUGAAGACGUCCCCUCAGACCCUCUCCAACCUCUGCCUCAAGAUCAACGUCAAACUGGGAGGAAUCAACAACAUCCUGGUUCCACACCAACGCCCGUCUGUGUUCCAGCAGCCCGUCAUCUUCCUCGGCGCCGACGUCACUCAUCCUCCAGCAGGAGACGGGAAAAAGCCUUCUAUUGCAGCGGUGGUGGGCAGUAUGGACGCCCACCCCAGCAGGUACUGCGCCACAGUGCGGGUCCAGAGGCCCAGACAGGAGAUCAUCCAGGACCUGGCCUCUAUGGUGCGAGAGCUCCUGAUCCAGUUCUACAAGUCGACGCGCUACAAGCCGACGAGGAUCAUCUUCUACAGGGACGGAGUGUCGGAGGGACAGUUCAGACAGGUGCUGUACUACGAGCUGCUGGCCAUCAGGGAGGCGUGCAUCAGUCUGGAGAAAGAAUACCAGCCGGGGAUCACCUACAUCGUCGUCCAGAAACGCCAUCACACGCGCCUCUUCUGCGCAGAUCGCAACGAGCGGGUUGGACGAAGUGGAAACAUUCCUGCCGGCACCACGGUGGACACAGACAUCACCCACCCCUACGAGUUUGACUUUUACCUCUGCAGUCACGCUGGGAUUCAGGGUACGAGUCGCCCCUCCCACUACCACGUCCUGUGGGACGACAACUGUUUCACCGCCGAUGAGUUCCAGCUCCUCACCUACCAGCUGUGCCACACCUACGUCCGCUGCACCCGCUCCGUCUCCAUCCCAGCACCGGCCUACUACGCCCACCUGGUGGCCUUCCGUGCCCGCUACCACCUGGUCGACAAGGAGCACGACAGUGCGGAGGGCAGCCACGUCUCAGGGCAGAGUAACGGCAGAGACCCGACGGCGCUGGCGAAGGCUGUUCAGAUCCACCAUGACACACUGAGGACCAUGUACUUUGCCUGAAACCCCGCCCCCACGCCCCUCCACCUCUCCCAGCCACAGUCUUAGGGUCCGACUCCCUGCUGGUGCAGCUUUGGUCACUGGAACUCGACGGUGACGCCGGCAGCUACUGAGGCGGCGUGAGGAUGACAGAAGCCAGAGGGGGAGGAGCUACAGCCACAUUAUGCAAUCUGAAACCAGCCAAUAGUUUCUGUGCUCCGACCCAUGCAUCACUUCCUCCUCCACGUUUCCUCUGCUGUAUUUACAUCACCAUGAAUUCUCUCUUUUGUUUUCUUUUUUUCUAAGCCUCCAGAUUCAACAGCAGCUCAAACUUUUAUUUUCCUGUUUUUUUUGUCUUUAAAUCAUGGCGGAGCGGCGGGAAUCUAAAAACUGAUGAUUUUUUUGGUGCAUGGACGGGAACGAAGCCGAACCAGCGAGGACCGACUCGCUCCCUAGCCUCACGCUGAGCCUGACGUCGCUGGUUUAUAUAGUCGACGGUUUUACAUGUUUGUUUGUUUGUUUGUGUGUUUUCAACUUUCUAGAUACUGUACGUGUUGUUUGUCUGAUCGCCAUGGCAACCUGUUAGUCGAGUAACACUCACAAAAAACACACGAGCCUUCGUGGUUACUCUUCUGUCUCCCUUUAAGCCAGCGGCUCCUCGGUCUCUCACACCAACCCACCGAAUGAAACCUUCACUUUUUUAAGAGAAGCCACGAGCGUCGAGUCUCUGAGGCGCCGCGUGUCGCUCGGCGACUUUAAGUGCAGUGAAGAGGACUGUUAGAAAACAACGCCGCAGCCAUGAAAUGGACGAUUUUAACCUUCUCUGAGUGAUAGUUCAUCUUGGCACCGUGCGUUACACCAAACCUUUCCGUGUGUUUUAUUCCUCUUGCUAUUUAUGAGUUUCUUUUUUUCUUUUUUUAGAAUUUUAAAUGAACAUCAGUUUCAGCAAUAGAACAGAGAGGAGAGUUUGUAUCUUCUGACGACCACAAACCUUUUAGAUUUUUUAUUUCAGUUGUUCAGAAGAACUCGAGCAGUUUAGUCGUGAUGAACUCCUUUGGUGCAAUAAGGUGUUGGAGCAGAGAGAGCAGGUGCUGAAUGUUUCCCAUCAGUAUUCGUCUGAUGAAACGUUUGUUAUGAGAGUUUAGGAAAGUGACAAUGAACUUGGAUUCAGGAAUGUUCAGUAUUUGACAUUCUGAUGAAGGAGCGGGAUCAGCGACGUCUGAUGGUGACUGACGGACUAAAUAAAGUGCCUUGUUUGGUUUGAAGAGGGAAGGAUUUUAACGAUAUGUAGGUUUGAGUGUCUGUUAAUGAAUACUCUGCCCAGAGCAGAGGACUGUAGCUGAUCUGAGAACAGGCCGAGUGUGUGAGAGCAUUUUUAAUGUUUUGUUUUCUAAUGAUCAGAAACUAAAUUAUCUUAUGAUUUCAACACAAAAGACAGCAGCUUACAUUGAUUAUGAAAUAUCACAAACUAUUUUCUCCAAUUAUUAAUAUUUCUCACAAUAUACAAAAAUGUACUUUUUUUCAAGAAAACAAACUAUUUUCAUAAAACAAAAUCAAAUAUUUACUCGAGUCUCAGAAAUCUAUGAAACCUGUUUACUUCUCUGAUUUGUCCAAACACAAAAAAUGACACUUAUUAUCAGGCUAAAUCUAAGAUUAUAAUAUCAAACAUUUAAAAAUAAUUUCCUGUUUUUCUUGAUAUCACUAAAUACUUAAUUCCAAGCAUCCAACAGAUACUUUGGUCCAUCUUUGUUUUCUCAUACUAAUUAGUAUUUUUGUAAAGAUCCAAAGAACAAACUAAGGUGUUUAUGUUGAGAUCAUAAAGUAUUUUUGUUUCCAAGUGAAAAUAAAACAUGAAUAAUCUCACACAUGAUGAAUUUCUGAGCAGGUUUACGUUCAUCCAGGUGAGACAGACAGAUUCACUGGCGGGAGUCUCCGUUGAAAUUUAACACAUUUCCAAGACAGUUUUCCAAAUAUAUCUUUGUAUUUUGGAUAAAACGGAGUCAUUAUGCAACUACAACCAAACAAAUAUCAAUAUAAUGACGUAAAAGUGAAGUUACCAGGAAGAAUCCAGCAUUUUGAAGAGUUGAACGGUUCGACCGUGGUUUCCAGAGUUUUAGAAACAGUGUUUGUUGCUCAGCCCUGGAGGUUGUUGUCCUUCAUGACCGUGCAGUUUAAUCCAGAUGAAGCCUUCAGUUUAUCACUUGGACCAAACCAACGUGCCUGGUCAGGGUGAGGGUGGAGGACGGGAGGCGGUGGUCGUGGUGUCAGUGCUCUUACAGCGUCGUGCUAAAAGCCUCUGUACUGCUAACUGUGCUAGCCACAUGUCACCAGAACCAAACCUUAGCUGCUAUAAGAAAACAUUUAUAAUAUAAUAUCUCAUCAGAUACAUAUAGAUGAAAUAUAUGAGAGGAUAAUGGAGUUUAACUGCACUUAAAAGAUACAUGUGUUUCUGGUUGAUGGAGAUUGUUUCUCUGCUGCAGUUCGAACUGUAAGAAUAUCUCAGCAGAUCGUUUCCUUCUGUGUUUGUUGUCAUGUUGAAGCUGUUUCUUAAUGUCAGACAUUACCAGCAUUUGAUUUUACUUGAAUAGUUCUAGAAGUCGUGGGCAUGUUUAACAUUGCUGGUUAGUGCGCCGCCUGUUUCAGAGAGUUUAUAUAUGUAUAUAUGUAUAUGUAUAGUAUGGAAGAGGAUUAGGGCCAUGUGAAAAAACUUUAUUCAAGAGAUUAAAAAUCAGCAUUUUGAGAAAAUUUUAAUUUUUAAUGUCAGAAUUCUGAGAUUUAAAGUAAAAAAAAAAAAAAAAAAAAUUGACAUGGCCCUAAUCCUCCUCUGUAAUAUAUAGAGAGAGCCUUAUUAUGGAAAUCCCUUUUCCUGUCAUGAUGCCACUCACAGUAAAUCGACCUGCAGUCGCCUUUUUCCUCACAAACAGAAGCAUUUUUAAUCUGAACGGAGAUAUAUUUAUAUUUAAAGAUACUAAUGUAAAUGCACACCACUUAUUUUUUCUAACAAAGUCCUAUUUGAAGCAGAAGCUGUGUUGAAAUAUGGAAUUUAAUAAUCAAAGUGGUCUGUGAUCAUUUUUUCCAAAUUUGAUGAUGCAAUACUUGUGUGAAAAGCAAAAGCGAUGCAUUUGCUGCUUUGUGGAGAUUGUUUGCGGUCGUGUUGUCACGGCGAUGAACCAUCAACCCUCCUCCACCGUGACGACCUGAGACGACCUCCCUCCACUCUGUCAUUUUGUCAUCUCAGUAGCUCAGCAGAGAGGUGAAAGACUUUUAUUCUGAUGGGGUUUCAUAUGUUUCCCAAACUUCAUCAUUUUUUAAAAUUAUUUUUGCAUUUUCCUAAGAAGAAGAGGAGGAGGAGGGUUGAAAGUUCGUCCACCAGUCCGUUAACAGACUGUGCCUUUUCUGAUGGUGCUGAAAAAAAACAAGUAAAUCAAAGAAAUCUUAACAUUCAGAAAGUCUACAUUAACAAGUAUAUUGAUACAUGACAAUACUGUAAGGUGUGUGUGUGUGCGUGCGUGCACGUGUGUGUGUGUGUGUGUGUGUGUGUGUGUGUGAGUACCUCUGACAUAUGCCAAGAACACAUAAUAUGCAGAACUGAUCAGUUUGGAGCUGCAGGACCAAAAGGCCUGUGGGGAUCAGUUUUUAGUGGACGGGCACUUUGAAGCACAAACCCACAAACUUAGAUUUCUGAAUCAAAGAAAAUAAACUAGGGGAACAUUCAAGACUCUGUAGGUGAAGAGUAGUUCAGUGUAGACAUUAUGUAGCAUUAUUUAUUUAACCUUAUCUCUAUUGGGACGUGACCCCUCUAUUACUGCCUGUUUUCCUCCCUCAGAGUUUAAUUUAUGGUUCAUUCUCAGAUGAACGGCAAUAAUGAAGCAAUCAUUAAGUUUCUGUGCAGUCGGUUUGCCUGGCCUUCCCUCUGUGUUUGCAUGUCACUAUCAAACCUCUUUAUGGUUUUAGUUUUUCUGUAUCAAUGUGAAAUUUAGAAGUUUGCAGACUUGGGAUAGUUCUUUGAGUGCCCGUCUCCCCACAAAAACAAAUCUGUGGUUGGCUGCAUAUCACCACACUCAGAAACAAAAUGGAGGUUUGGGUUUCACAGUAUUUUCAUGUGCUUUUGUUGUUUUUUUGCCUGAUGAUGAAAUGGUGUCACUUUUAGAAGUAAAACAGUUUGUUUUUUUUGUCUUAACACUCAUCUGAUCCUGGUCCUAAG
This is a messenger RNA of Seriola dumerili (greater amberjack), 6919 nucleotides long. It is a transcript of the gene ago3b, whose product is annotated as protein argonaute-3-like. NCBI's taxonomy places the organism in Eukaryota, Metazoa, Chordata, Actinopteri, Carangiformes, Carangidae. Bases 103 to 2739 code for a protein of 878 amino acids. The transcript has 19 exons. Gene Ontology annotation, biological process: regulation of stem cell proliferation; regulatory ncRNA-mediated gene silencing. Gene Ontology annotation, molecular function: protein binding; RNA binding. The record is from RefSeq and is a predicted model, not a curated record.